Lindgomyces ingoldianus is the source of this 1485-nucleotide messenger RNA. RefSeq lists its product as uncharacterized. Lineage: Eukaryota; Fungi; Ascomycota; Dothideomycetes; Pleosporales; Lindgomycetaceae. The transcript has 14 exons. Bases 1 to 1485 code for a protein of 494 amino acids. The record is from RefSeq and is a predicted model, not a curated record.
AUGCUCCUAAGCAAUUGGCGAUUAGUUUUUUCCCUUCACCAGCUAACAAAUGGCGACAAUGAUUUAACUGUGGCUGACCAAGAAUUUGAAAUCGAAGGCACUCAGGCGCUAAUAUCCAUUAGCCCUUCUUUUAAUCGUGUUGCGGGAGAAAUGAUCCCCACAUUUCUAGAAUUUCGCAUCGCUGAUUUUCAUACCGUGUGGCUCAGAACAGCCAGUAAUACUGACAGGAUGGUUAUCAUACUGGAUGCCCAAUUCGGCGCUAAGGAGCUGCGUAUAUCUGGAAUAUUAGCACGGCUUGCCUGCGAGAAAAUGCUGUCUGCUUCUUUCUAUAAUAUGGUUAGGAUUUGGGAGCUGGAUCUUCCUAUUCAAUCUUCAACCUUUGAAGGUCACAUAGUACGCCACAAAAACCGUAAUAUCGAGAGCAGAGACGCACAUGAUAGGAACCUACAAUCUGUGAAAUACACUGGAAGAGGCUCCACAUAUAAACCCUUGGUUGCCUUAGGUCACAUGACAGUUCCUCAUGCCUCUGGUGCUCUUCCAAGCUUCACAGAGUUAGCAGCUGAAAUGGGUAAUGGAGACUGGUUCCACGGACCCGCUGAAGCAUUUGUGCACGCCGUAUGCAUGCGUCUAAGACGGCUGGUUUCAAGGGUAUCGGCGCAAGAGCACGAGUGGGUAUUGACGGAAUUCUUAAAAGCAAGUAAACAAGACCAGUUUCGGAGAUUCACUACCACAUUAUGGAGAAGGCUCAGAAGAUGGUCGAUGUCACUCGGAAUUCAUAAGCUGCUUUUCGGUAAGGUAGGGCAUGGAAAAUCCGGACGAUGGCAAGGUAACGUUACAGUCCGGCAUUCUCGCCAAAGCUUCCUGUCGGUUCCCCGUUCUUCUGAUCGGACAACGAAGUUGCGAGGAGUGAGAUAUCAUCCCGAUAGGAGGAAUGAGAUUCUUUUGCAGUUCAGCCCAAAUCAUGGAAUAGUUCAGAUGUUAUGGUCACAACCGUACGUCUACACCUGGACUGAUUGGGCACCCGUGAUCUUGCAAGGUCUAAUCAUUAGACGACUAGCAAUCACGACUUACCAGGGUAACCGGAGGUAUCCAUUCCAAAUAGCCACAUCGUGCUGUUGGCCAACUUUGAGCUGGAAGGGAUUUAAUGCCCCUCUAGUAUUAUGCAUGCAGCAGCUCUCUGCUGUUAUGACAAUUUCCAUUAUUGAAUGCAUAACCAAGAGUCUUUUUCGAAACAAAGCUACCCGUGCCGCAUGUCGCACGUGUCUCACGCGAUAUCAUACCCAUGUACUGCACUAUUCACUCAUUAGGCAUAGCUCCUAUCUCGUACAGUAUAUAGUCAGCUUAGAGCUCUAUCGAGCUCCUCAGACCUUACAAUACACUCAUUCCACCUUGUUUGGAUCUCGAUCCCUUGUCGAGUCGUUUGCCAUAUGUCCCCUCCUCAGCUCAUGCAAGAGUUAUGAGCCCGGAUCACCACUGCACAGUUAG